Messenger RNA from Acipenser ruthenus (sterlet), 4790 nucleotides. RefSeq names its product brain-specific angiogenesis inhibitor 1-associated protein 2-like protein 1. Gene Ontology annotation, biological process: plasma membrane organization; positive regulation of actin filament polymerization; actin crosslink formation. Lineage: Eukaryota; Metazoa; Chordata; Actinopteri; Acipenseriformes; Acipenseridae. Gene Ontology annotation, cellular component: cytosol; nucleoplasm. The coding region runs from base 1210 to 3129 and encodes 639 amino acids. The transcript has 14 exons. The record is from RefSeq and is a predicted model, not a curated record. Gene Ontology annotation, molecular function: protein binding; cytoskeletal adaptor activity.
CGUUUAGUGGAAGUAUGUGUCUGGGGGGGAUGUGUGUCAGUUCCUAGUGAAGAGACAGUCCAGACCAGAUAAAGCAGUGGGUGAGGUUAGAGAGAGACAGGGGGUUUAAAUUGGACAGUCACUCGCCCCCUUUCUUUUGUCCAGGGCCGCGACCCUCUAUUCUGUAUAUAUGGAGAGCGGUGAUUGGAGGGAAGUUGAAUGGACUAGCCUCCCUUUUUGGCUCUGUCAUUAAGCACCGUUAUUCCAGAUUCAUUGUUAUUCAGGUCGAGCGCUUUUCAACGCUGCAGCGUCGCCUCGGUUUAGAGUCUUUUAGUGGACGACGCUGACCGGCUCUGGAUGGAGAGGAUAUUGCUGAACUAAAAUACGAAAGAGAGAAAGAAAGAAAGAAAGAAAGAAAGAAAGAAAGAAAGAAAGAAACGUUACCUGCUUUUGUCGAGACUGUAUAGGGUAUCGUAUAGAGUGGAUUACACAGCAAAAUAUAAUUAUUUUAAGGACGCAAGGGAGAGAUAUCGGGGUUGCAAAAACGGAAUGCAUCUUGAGAAAAUGCAUUUUUUUUAAUUGUUUGUUUUAAUCAAGAUGCAAUUUAAUCAUUAAAGAAGCGCGGAAAAGCGUAUAUGUGUGUGCGUUAUGUUGACGGUUUUAUAGUUUUGUAAGAAUCAUAAACAACUACACAUUUUCAUUAAUAAUAAUAAUAAUAAUAAUAAUAAUAAUAAUAAUAAUAAUAAUAAUAAUAAUAAUAAUAAUAAGGUGGCAAUAGAAGUUAAUGUUUAAAAGAAAAACGAGACGUUUUAGCAAAAAUAAAAAUGUUAAAAAAAGAUAAGUGAUCAUUUGUUCUUAAACAAUGAAUAAGGCAACUUGUUACUAAAUGCGCGCGCGUGUGUGUGUUUAAAUAUCGGUAAAGCAGGUUUAAGACUAUGAGAUAUAAACGCGUUGUAUUGUUUAAAAUAAUUUAAAUCAUUUUCACAUCAACUAGAGUCUGCGUUAUUAAGACAACAACUGAACACAGGACGGAGAACCCAGAUAUUUCAGACAUUUGCAUAAGAAUUUUAAAAAAGGAUUGCAUUAUUUUAAGGCCGUUCAGAACAAGCAUAGCCAAACUUUUUAUUUUUUUUAUUUUUAUUAAAACAUUUUGUUAUCGUAAAAAAAGAGUCAUUCUGUCCUCCGGGUUAUAUCUGUACAAAAUCAGCCGUCGGCAGAAUAGCAGCUACCAUGUCCCGAUCUGACGAAGUAAACAAAAUGACAGAGAACGUGUACAAGGUAAUUCUUGAGCAGUUCAACCCCGGUCUAAAGAAUUUCGUCAUUAUGGGAAAAAAUUAUGAGAAAGCCUUAACUGGGGUCUCUCUGGCUGCUAAAGGAUAUUUCGAUGCUCUGGUCAAGCUGGGAGAGCUGGCCAGCGACAGUCAGGGAUCCAAAGAGUUGGGAGACACACUUUUCCAAAUGGCCGAAGUUCACCGACAAAUUCAAGUGCAGCUGGAAGAAGUGUUGAAACUUUUCCACUCUGAGCUGCUUUCCCAGCUGGAACAGAAACUUGAGCUGGAUCUGAAAUACCUGACGGCCACUCUGAAGAAGUACCAGGGAGAGAGGAGAUCAAAAUCAGACUCCAUCGAGCACUGUCAGUCUGAGCUCAAGAAACUGCGGAGGAAGAGUCAGGGGAGCAGGCACCCCCAAAAAUACGGGGACCGAGAGAUGCAGUUCGUGGAGUUGAUGAGCCGACGGCAGGGGGAGUUGGAUCAGCUGGUUGCCGCGGGUUACCGCUCGGCGCUUACGGAAGAGAGGCGGCGCUAUUGCUUCCUGGUGGACCGUCAGUGUGCCGUCACCAAACACUUCAACAUGUACCACAGCAAGGUGAGGGAGCUGCUGUCUCAGAAGCUGUCUUGCUGGCAGGCGUCCUGCUCCCAGCCCACCAGACUGCCAGAGAGAGCGUUGAACCUAGUGCGGCAGACUGCAGCCGGCUCCGGGAAUGCUGGGAUAGCCGAGGUCCUCCGAACUGCUAAACUGGGAAACACAGCAGCCCUGGAACUGGGAGGAACUCAUAGGCUCUCUGUACAGGAAGUCCCGCCCCUCCCAAAUGGCGCCGCCCACCGCAACCGAGGAAGAGACACGCCCACUAACAACGAGCCAUCCCAUAAUUCCUCCGCCCCCGCCUCUCGUUCCCAGACACCGGUCUCCCAUCAUGGACCCCUUCUCUCAAGUCUUUCCAAUCCCCACAAUCCGCCUCUUUCUGUAACCCCAAACACCAUGGUUACCCACAAUGCACCACCCUCAUCUCAGAAUAGUUCCCACAAUGCAACGCUUGCCUCGCAUCUGUCGGUUACUCAUAACCCGCCUCUAUCCAGACCACAGAGUCCUCCACUAUCCCACAAUCCUCCAGUCUCACGCUCCCACACCCCACUGGACAGUCAGAUUCUGGUAGAAGAAAGGGAACGUUUACCUCCUUCCCAUGAGCCCCCUCUCACUCAGCACCUCCCUCCUCCAGUGUCCUACAAUCCCCCUCUGCUCAAGGCCAACGAUAUCUAUGCCACCAGCACCCUGCCACUGCCGCGGAAACAAGGAAUCGAGGCUAGACUGCAUUUCCUGGGAGGGACUCUGCCCCGUGUCUCUCCCUCCCAUCCUUCUCAGGUCCUCGCUCUCUUCCCUCACUCUCCUCAAGGGGGUGGGCUGACAGAGGCAGUGGGCGGGGCCUCGUUACUUCACUUCCUGCCCGGAGACACGGUCGCCCUGCUCAUCUCGGAGCCGAGGGACGGCUGGCACUACGGAGAGAACGAGAGAACUGGCAGGAAAGGCUGGUUCCCAUUUUCAUACACUCAGCCUAUUCAGAAUUCCCCUGACAGUCCAGACCCGAGCCCCCCUCCCCCUGUCUCGAAGCUGAGUGGCAGCGUUGGGAACCUUGACAAGAUCGGCACCACAGGAUCAAACCACGUGAACGGGGAGGAGGGCGAAGACGGGUACACCCCCCCUCCUAGAGUUAGUACCUUCCGACCCAGGCCCUACAGCAUGAUGAACCCAGACAUCUCACAGCUAGUUGUCGAUUUUGGAACAACAACAUCCUCGCCAAACAGAAACCCGUUUGCUCACGUGCGUCUCAGAAGGACGGUCACUAACGAUCGCUCUGCGCCCCUCAUCCAAUGAGACGCUCCCUGUGCCAGGAUCCACCAAUCACAGGACGGGCACGACCAUGUUGUGUUUUUCUGUGUUCUGUUGGGGUUGGGAUAAAUGUUGCUUGUAUUCCAGGCUGGGGAAACUAGGGGUGGGGGGUCAAUUAGAACGUAGUACUGUUUUUUUUUUUUUUAGAGUUACUUGGUGUAACGGGGUGGAGACUGGGCACGAACCUGCGAGCGUCUUUACCCACAAUGCAAAUCUUUGCCUUAAGGAAUGCAGUGAUCGGAAACAGUUUCCUCUGUUUUCCACCGGGGGCAUCGUGUUUCCACUCUGCUUGCCCCGUUAUCUGCGCCCGUUCUCUCUCUCUCUCUCUCUGUGUGACGAAGUCCUUUGUCUCCACCAUUGUCCUUCCUAAGAGGGUAGAAACUGAACAGGAGGUUUAUAAACCUAAAAGACUUGCCAGUGUUUCAAAAGAAAUCCUGGGUUUUGCGUGGAUGUUAUUAUUUAUUUCUUAGCAGAUGCCCUUAUCCAGGGCGACUUACAAUUGUUACAAGAUAUCACAUUAUUUUUACAUACAAUUACCCAUUUAUACAGUUGGGUUUUUACUGGAGCAAUCUAGGUAAAGUACCUUGCUCAAGGGUACAGCAGCAGUGUCCCCCACUGGGGAUUGAACCCACAACCCUCCGGUCCAGAGCCCUAACCACUACUCCACACUGCUGCCCAAGUUGCUGGAAGGAUUGUGCAAGUGAGUAAGAAGGAUUGAAGGGUGAUGCAUUUUCUAGAGGGUCGGCGUGGGGGGUGCAGGAGAUUUUCCGGGAGGGGUAGAGAGAGGAGGAUGGGGGUUAGAUAGGAUGAGAAUGUGAUGAGAGAGGGGGGAGAUGUGAGAGAAUGAAGGAGAGCAAAGUGAAGAGGAGGGAGAGGGGCGCGGUGCGGAACGUUUGAGAAGCAGUGUUCUAGAACUCUGUAAAGAACACUUGAUGAUCGAAACUGAGCUGGGGUCAAAGUUCAACGGAGUUGAACGGAGCGUGUAUUAAACAUUCCAUUAACUAACUAAUUUUGCCAAAAAAAUAAAUAGUAUUUGCAAACACUGUAUUACAAAAAGCAUUAUUUUAAAUACAUAUAUUUUAUGGGGUUUUUUUGUUAGGAGUAGAAAAAACAAAUGCUCACUAAACCUGAAAUGAAUCGAUUGUAUUUGCCCAGGUUGGAAAUCCAGAAGCACUGUAAUGCUCAUCGUAUCUUUCUAUUACUUUUAGAUGGAUCUGUGAUUUCUGUUCAAACGGGUGUAUUGCUAACUGUGUAUUUGAAUAACUGGUUCAGAAAUUGAGAUUUUCUAUUAAUUGUGAUUAUUUUUUAAGCUUACUGGUCUUCACAUUGCAUCUACUUUUAUCAUUUCACACACAGGGCAGGUUUACUUAAUCAGGCUUUAGUUUAGUUUAGUUUCGUCUCUUCACUUUGUGGCCUCAGGGCCAGCACAGGUACAUCUCAAUAGUGAAACACUAAUACAAAGAGAGGCUCUUUUUAUUUUGCUUUAAUUAAUUUCUUUUUUUCUCUAAUUAAUCUUUCGGGCUGAUCUUAAUUCCAGUGGAAAUGACGCCCGGUUGAAUCGGACUAUUUGUCUUUUUGUAGUAAUGCAAAUAUCUGAUGUAAAUGGAAUGAAAAAUAAAAACUAAAAAUACAUUUUAGAAAAAUCA